CCAACGCAUCGACCUCUUUAACCGAGCCUGCAGAACGCCUGUUGCGGCCAGUCAGCGUGGCAGCGGGAGUCCAGGGCUCAAGCGAAUUUUUGGCGAGCCGAACUAGCAAUCUGUAAUCUGUAAGUUCCCAGCCUGCCGUCCAACAGCACAUCAGCACAUCUCGCGACGCACUGCCACGCUCUAUGACCUGCCCGACGCGGCUAGCGGGUGGUACUGGUGACAUUGGCGAGCCCGCUCUUCUGUGCCUCCCUUCAGCCAUGGCGCGCAUUCUUGUCGUGUGGUUCUUCGCCGCUUCGGUGUCUUCGCUUGAGUGCCUCCAGCGCGCCAGGGCCCAGGGUUGCUGUGAUCGCCAGCGCGCCCGGCAGCACUUUCAGAUGAUAGGACGGGCAAGGCGACACGACCUCUUGCUAAUCUUCCCGCGACGCAGGUCAACUUGCAGCGAGGACCAAGACGGUAACCGAGGCACCCCUGGCCACUUUUUAGUCCUCUAGCUUCCCCAUCGGGUUGGCCCACGCCUCGCCAACAGAUCCUAGUCCAGCCGUCCCUCUUCCCUCUUGCUGGCGUCCGACCCUUAAGCUU
Macroventuria anomochaeta is the source of this 579-nucleotide messenger RNA. RefSeq lists its product as uncharacterized. The transcript has a single exon. Bases 183 to 491 code for a protein of 102 amino acids. The record is from RefSeq and is a predicted model, not a curated record. Lineage: Eukaryota; Fungi; Ascomycota; Dothideomycetes; Pleosporales; Didymellaceae.